This is a messenger RNA of Capsicum annuum, 2543 nucleotides long. Its product is annotated as probable rRNA-processing protein EBP2 homolog. Gene Ontology annotation, biological process: rRNA processing; ribosomal large subunit biogenesis. The record is from RefSeq and is a predicted model, not a curated record. Lineage: Eukaryota; Viridiplantae; Streptophyta; Magnoliopsida; Solanales; Solanaceae. The transcript is spliced from 3 exons. Gene Ontology annotation, cellular component: nuclear periphery; nucleolus; preribosome, large subunit precursor. The coding region runs from base 1456 to 2382 and encodes 308 amino acids.
UCUUUUUAAUUUUUUGGUGAUUUUCUUUACUGUUAAAUUUGUGAUGUUUUGUGUUUUUCUUGUUAUAGUGGCUUGAAAAAAGAAUAAUCUUUAUAAAUAUGGAGUGAAAACUAAAAAUAUGAUAUGGGUUUGUUAGAAAGAUUGUCUUUUUAUUUUUGGUGAUUUUUUUACUGCUAAAUUUGUACUGUUAUAUGUUUUUUCUUGUUAUAGUGGCUUGAAAAAUGAGUAAUCUUUGUAAAUGGGGAGGCAAAAACAAAAAAUAUAAUAUGGGUUUGUUAGAAAGAUUUAAGUCUUUUUAUUUUUUGGUGAUUUUUUUACUGCUAAAGCCGGGGGUCUAUCGGAAACAGCCUCUCUAAUUCUUCGGAGGUAGCGGUAUGGACUGCGUACAUUCUACCCCAGUCCCCACUUGGUGGGAAUACACUGGGUUUGUUGUUGUUGUUGUAUUUUACUGCUAAAAUUGUACUGUUAUAUGUUUUUUCUUGUGAUAAUGGAUUGAAAAAGAAUAAUCUUGUAAAUGGAGGUGAAAAAAGGAAAAUAAAAUGUAGAGAAAAUAUGAGUUUGUUAAAAAGAUAAAUAUUUUGGUGUGUUGUUAGUGUUCUGUUCAUCAAUUGAAAUUUGGUGAAGUUUAAAUUCUUGUGUUCUAUUAGAAAUAGCCUCUCUACCUCCUAGGUAAGUGGAAGGUCUGUGUACAACUAUCCUCCCUAGACCCCAGUUUACACACUGAUAUGUUGUUGUUGUAUUGUUAGGGGUCGUUUGGUAGAGUGUGUUAAUCAAAAUAAUACAUGCAUUAUACUUAUGUAUUAUUAAUACUCCGUUUGGUACAUUUUUUUGUCAUUGUAUAACUAAUGCCUUGCAUUAGUUAUACACUAAAUUGUGUAUUGGGCUAUGCAUUAUUAAUACCCACUCUUUUCCACGUAUUAGUAAUACAAAGCAUUUUAAUACAUGCAUUGGAUUAUUAAAUGACAACUUUACCCCUCAAAAUAACUAAUUUCUUUUUCCCACCAUUUCUCCACUUCUUCUUCUUAAUCAAACAUCUUCUUUUAUUCCGAUUUCUUUCUCUUUAUUCCGAUCAAAUUCCAUCAAUUUCACUUUCAAGUCUUUUGGAUAUAGAGAAUACGUGAAAUUGGGUUUUCAAAGAAAAGUAAAUUUAGAGAAGAAGUAAAAAUUAAAUUUUCAAGAUUGCAUACCUUCCUCAGAUUUCCUUUUCAAUGAAAAUGAACAAAUGAAUUCAUUGGAUAUUUGGGUAUUUGGAUACAACACAAUGAAAAUGAUUGGAUAUUUCGGUAUUUGGAUACACCAGCUGGUGGUGGUUGCUUCCAUUUUUUUUUCAUACCAAACAACCAGAGGAGCUGUUUGGCAAGUAUCAAGAUGUGCUCCAGCCAGGGUGCCACUGUUUGCCUUGGUUCCUCGGGUACCAGUUAGCUAGCAAUCUUUCCCUCACGGUGCAGUAGCUUGAUGUUUGCUGUGAGACAAAGACAAAGAAAGUGUGAUUGUAUGAUGGUUGAGGAUGAAUUGGCCAUGAUAGACCCAGAGAAUGAGGAUUUUGAUCCAGAAACUGAAUCAGAAGAAGAUGAAGAAGAACAGCAAGUUGUAAAGUUGGCUGAACCUUCAAAAACUGCUGUAUAUAACCGGGAUGGUUUGCUUGAAAGGCUGGCUGAUAUCAGUUGGCCUGAUGAUUUGGAUUGGACUCACAGGCUUAACAUUGAUAGGGAGGAGCAGGAAGAGGUGGACGUGAAUGAUGACUUGGCGAGGGAACACUCUUUCUACACGCAGGGGUUGGAGGGUAUACGCCAAGCCUACGCCAAUUUUCAUUCGACCGGUGAACCGUUUCUUAGGCCGUCUGAUUAUUAUGCGGAGAUGGUGAAGUCUGACGUUCACAUGGAGAAAGUUAAGAGCCGGCUCUUGGCUGAGAAGAAGAGGAUUGAGGAGUCUGAGGAGAGGAGGAAGGCCAGGGAGAACAAGAAACUUGCCAAGGAAGUACAAGCACAGAAGAUGAAAGAGCGAACUAAGCAGAAGAAGCAGGAGAUUGAGUCUGUUAAAAAGUGGAGGAAGCAGAGGCAACAGAGCGGCUUUGAUAAAGAGGAUGCUAGCGGCCUAGAUUUGGCUUUUGAUGGAGGAGAUGCUAAUAAACCCUUUCAGAGAUCAAAUAAGAAGAGACUUGGUGUGUCACCCGGAGACCGUUCAGGGGGAAGGGCGACAUUUGGUGGAAAAGGUAAAGGAUUUGACAAAAAGAGGAAAAGCAGGGAAUUCAGGGACUCCAAGUUUGGAUUUGGUGGAAGAAAAGGUUUAAAGAAGCAGAACACAGCUGAGACUACCAAUGAUUUUGGAGCAUUCCACAAGGGUGAUUGUUCUGCACCUAAAAACAAACGCACUAAGAGAUGAUUUUGCUUGUUACUUACUAGAGUUUUGUUGUACUAGACUAAAGUUAUUCCUUUGUUAUGCGGAUGAAUUAGUACUUAAUUGAGAGCUUUUACUUAUCAAGCAUAAUGCAUUUAAUGUUUCUAAAGGUUUCUGCAAAUUGAUCAUCAUUUUCCUUGACUUCA